Messenger RNA from Ambispora leptoticha, 627 nucleotides. NCBI's taxonomy places the organism in Eukaryota, Fungi, Glomeromycota, Glomeromycetes, Archaeosporales, Ambisporaceae. The record is from the annotation of a GenBank genome assembly.
AUGAGUACCACAAAACUUGGCAUUCUACUCAUACGCACAAUUGCAAAACCAAUCGCGAGUAGUAUCAAAGACUAUAGCAAAAGACACGAAAGAUUUCGAGAGCUUUGUAUUAGCGUUGCGCAGGCUACACAUCGCCUUGAGAUGCAAUUGAAACUGCGUCUAUUAAAUUUACCAGAAGAAAAGAUUCGACCUUUGAAUGAUGCUAAAGCAAUAGAAGCUGGUGCCAAUUUCCUAGGUGAAGCAAUAAUCUUUGGGAUCGCUGGAUCAUUAAUAAUAUGGGAGCAAACGAGAUCUUAUAAGCACACCAAAGAACGCAAUACUCAUGUAGACGAAACAUUAAAUAGAUUAGAGAAUGAAGUAGCCGAGCUUCGCUCACACCUUCAGAAUAAUCGCGCUUUUCAAGCGCAAUUACAAUUACAUUUAGAUCAAGCUCGCGAGGACAAUGAAAAACUAACUAAAAUAAUGGAUCAUGUGUUGAACAAAAUAGAACCAAAUCGAAAUAGUGCAAAUGGCGGAGAUGAUGUCGGGGGCAGCAGUAGAUCAGGAUCGGGUUGGGAUAAUUCUCCGAGCGGUAUUAAUAAUCGGCAUAGAGAACAAUUAAAUCAUUACUCUAAUAGACCAUCAUAA